AUGGGACCUCCAGUUGAGCGACCACAGACGCCUCCGCUAUCGUACCUUAUGACACCACCUUCGACCGGCGGUAUGGCUAAACGCGUUCGUUUUAGCAACGACGAGGGCAGUGCCUCAACCGCAGGCAACUUCGACCUCCCUUCUCCAGUUCCAGCAGACUCGUACACUGCCAAAUCCACAGCUCUCGAGAAGCAUGACCCAUUCGCCUCUCUUGCUCUCGCUAUUGACGUCCCCGUAACCAACAAGGAACCGUUCCCAUUCAUGAACCUCCCCAUCUCCAUCCGCAACAUCAUCUACUCGCACCUCCUGGUCGUCCCCGGCUUGAUUUGCGUCCGCCAAAAGCACACCGUAUUCCACGACGAGAAGAAAGCCUUCCUCCACGCCGAGCGCCGCGAGUUCCUCCCUGGCAUUGCAUACGCGCUCGUUCACCUCCAUGUCGACGGACACAAAACCCGCUUCUCGCUCGUCGGCCGCACAAACAUCAACAUCCUCCGCGCGAACAAGGAGAUCUUUGCCGAGGCCAAAGCCGUACUGUACAGAAAGAACAUGUUUGAGAUCGUUAGGCCGACGAACGAACUCUGCCCGCCACCUGACUACAGUGUAAGGCUGUUUCCUACUGGAUGUCAGCGUCUUGUUACAAAGCUCAAUAUCAAGAUCCGUUCUUUCUACGAUCUACACUGGUUGCUGCGUGGCGGAUACAACGUCAUGAAAAGCUACUACCGCGGUCUUGUCUCCCUCACUCUCGUUCUGGAGAUGGACUCGAUUAGCAAAGGCUUCGGAAAGACGUGGACUAGGAAUGGUACUGAAGAGAAAUGGGCAGACUACGUUCAGCGCCUGCGGGAAGAGAUGGCGAAAGAGCUGUUCAAGAAGAUGAAGGUCAAGGGUACAGACACAAAGACUGUUCCGAUCUGGAUGAACUUGCGCGUCCUGUUCUCGGGCGAGGCAUACGAUGGCAGCGUUUGUGCUGUUAGAGAUCUGAGUGAUGAGCAGCGAGCCAAGCAGGACGAGACUAGGCAAAGCUUCAUUGAGGCAUGGGAGUUGUUCAAGAAGGCUGGGAAGUAG
Messenger RNA from Alternaria rosae, 1062 nucleotides. RefSeq lists its product as uncharacterized. Lineage: Eukaryota; Fungi; Ascomycota; Dothideomycetes; Pleosporales; Pleosporaceae. The transcript has a single exon. Bases 1 to 1062 code for a protein of 353 amino acids. The record is from RefSeq and is a predicted model, not a curated record.